CUCGAACGCGCCUCACGCCGCCACAACCUCAGAGAUGUCCGCGAUCGCGAAGAAGAUCGUCCUCGUCGGCGGCGGCAACGCCGCGGGCUACUUCGCUCGCGCGGUCGUGGCCGCGGGAAGAGGCGCGGAGCUCACGAUGAUCGCGGCCGAGAACGUCCUCCCGUACGAGCGCCCCGCGCUCACGAAGGCGUUCCUUCACGCGGAGUCCCCCGCGCGCCUGCCCGGGUUCCACACCAGCGUCGGCGGCGGCGGCGAGCGGCAGACCGCGGAGUGGUACGCGACGCACGGCGUGGAGGUCAUCCUAGGGACGCGCGUCGUGGACGCGAACCUCGAAGAAAAGACCGUCGUCACCGACGCGGGGAAGUCGUACUCGUACGAUAAGCUCGUCGUCGCGAUCGGCUGCACCGCGCUGAAGCUCCCGAGCGCGAUCGGCGGCGACCUCCCGGGCGUGCACCGCGUCCGCGACGUCGCGGACGCGCUCGCGCUGUGCGACGCGAUGGACGGCUGCGCGAAGGGGUCCGUCGUCAUCGGCGGAGGGUACGUCGGAUUGGAAGUCGCCGCCGCGUUGGCGACGCGCGGGCUCUCGCCGCGCGUCGUGAUGAUGGAACCGCAUAUCAUGUCCAGGCUGUGGACGCGCGAGAUCGCGGAGAAGUACGAGAAGCUGUACGAAGCCAAGGGGACGACGUUUCAUCGCGGCGCGAAGGUUGCCAAAAUCAUCGCGGGCGACGACGGCCGCGCCGCCGGCGUCGAGCUCGACGGCGGCGCGACGCUCGAGUGCGACGUCGUCGUCGUCGGCGUCGGCGCGGGCGCGCCGAUCGAGCCGUUCGCGCGGCUCGCCGCCGCGCCCGCGCCGACGGGGGGCAUCGCCGUCGACGGCACGUUCGCCGCGUCCGGCGAGGGGAUCGAACCGAAGAGCGUGUACGCCAUCGGCGACGUCGCCGCGUUUCCGCUGAAACGCGCCGGCGGCGCGCUCAGGCGCGUUCUAUUGCACACUGGUCCCCAUACGACCGCUCGGAUGGAACACGUCGCGCACGCGCGCGCCUCCGCCGCGCACGCCGCGAAGGCUGUCCUCGACCCGUCGUCCGCGGAGACGUACGACUACCUGCCGUACUUCUACAGCCGGGUGUUCGAGCACGCCGGCAGCGAGCGGAAGGUGGCGUGGGUGUUUUACGGCGCGCAGCCAGAGGGCGCGGAGGUGGUGGUCGUCGGCGAGCUGCGCCCGAAGCUCUUCGCCGCGUGGAUCGAUCCCUCGGGCGCGUUCUAUAUAUCUCAGACUGACGGGACGACGCUCGUCGGCGCGAUGCUCGAGAGCGGCGACGGCGAGGAGGUUGACGUCGUGAAGUCCGCGGCGGAGAGGUGCCCGAAGGUGGACGUGGACGCGCUGAAGAAGUGCGCGACCGUGGAGGACGCGCUCGCGCUCGUCGCGGCGGCGUGA
Molecule: messenger RNA, 1435 nt
Organism: Micromonas pusilla CCMP1545
Lineage: Eukaryota; Viridiplantae; Chlorophyta; Mamiellophyceae; Mamiellales; Mamiellaceae
Exons: 4
Coding region: 35-1435 (466 amino acids)
Cellular component (GO): cytoplasm
Molecular function (GO): flavin adenine dinucleotide binding; oxidoreductase activity, acting on NAD(P)H
Source: RefSeq, a predicted model, not a curated record